AGAAGGCAUCUCUACUAGACAUCUAGCCUGCCACGAAUCAGCCGGAUUCAAUUCCCGAUCGCUUACAAAUUGGACCGACUGACCCCACCCUGGGGCACAUCGCAGUCCAGUCAUCGAAUUGUGGUAUGAUUUGAGAUAGACAGAGAUAGGGGGCUGAAGUCGUAGCCGACGGGGAAGAAUAGUCUUAUUAAAGUCAAAAGCACUUGGUUCCGCGACUUCACUUCCAUUCCAUAUCGCCGUAAUCGAGACACCCCAGGUGCAUCUACCAUUCGCCUUCGGCACAUUCAUCGCGAUCCGAUCAGUCACAUCGAGACUCCGAAGCCGAGCGACAAUGGCCGUUCCAGAAGGCACCCUUAACCUCGCCAUCCUAGAUGACUAUCAUAACCUCUUUCUACCCAUACUCAACUCCCUUCCCCAACCCUUCCUCUCUCGCCUCUCGAUUACAGCCAUUCCUGAUACACUUCCGGCCUAUAACCACCCUUCCACGACCGCCGCCGAAAAGGAAGCACUCAUCUCCCGCCUUCGCCCAUUUCACAUCUUAAUCACUAUGCGCGAACGAACCCCUUUCCCAGCAGAAGUCAUUUCCCAGCUCCCAAAUCUCAAAAUCCUCUUCGCCACAGGUGCCAAAUUCGACGGCUGGGGCCUCGAAGAAGCAUUCAACCGCGGCAUCCCCAUCUGCGCAGCCCCGGGAAAGGGAAGAACGGACGGCAAAGGCACGCCUCUGACUCAGCAAAAGAAGAAGGGCGUGGGAGCGAAGGCGCAUCCGACGACCCAACAUGUCUGGGCGCUGAUACUCGCGCUCACGAGAAAUGUAGCAGAGGAUGAUGCGAAUGUAAAGGCUGGGGGGUGGCAGACGGGGCUGGCGACCGGGUUGCAGGGAAGGACGUUGGGGAUCGUGGGGUUGGGGAAGAUUGGGGUGGCUGUGGCGAGGGUGGGAGUUUUGGCGUGGGGGAUGCGGGUUGUUUGUUGGAGUGCUUCCUUGACUCAGGAGGCGGCGGAUAGGAGGGCCGAGGAGAUGGGGUUACCGGUGGAGGAUGAGGAUGGAGAGAAGGUGUUCAAGGUCGUGGGGAUGGAGGAACUGUUUCGCACGGCAGAUGUGGUCAGCGUGCAUUAUACGCUUUCAGAAAGAAGUAGGAGGUUAGUGGGAAAGGAGCAGCUGGGAUGGAUGAAGAAGGAGGCGUUGUUUGUGAAUACGGCGAGAGGGCCUUUGGUGGAUGAGGACGCCUUGUUGGAAGUACUGAGAAAGAAGCGGAUUCGAGGUGCUGCGCUGGAUGUCUUCGACGUGGAGCCUCUGCCGAAAAGCAGUCCGUGGAGAACGGAGAAAUGGGAUGAGGUGGGUAAAGACGGGAAGAGAAUGAGGAGUAGGGUAUUGUUGACACCGCAUAUGGGGUUUGUAGAGGAAGAGAGGCUCAAAUUAUGGUAUGAGGAAACAGUGGAGAACCUGGAGAGAUGGCUGAACGGGGAGGAAGUCUUGCACGUUAUCAACUCAAAACACUCAGAAUAGAUGCACAAUCAAAAGAGGUC
Messenger RNA from Westerdykella ornata, 1524 nucleotides. Its product is annotated as glycerate dehydrogenase. Bases 332 to 1504 code for a protein of 390 amino acids. Gene Ontology annotation, molecular function: NAD binding; oxidoreductase activity, acting on the CH-OH group of donors, NAD or NADP as acceptor. The transcript has a single exon. Lineage: Eukaryota; Fungi; Ascomycota; Dothideomycetes; Pleosporales; Sporormiaceae. The record is from RefSeq and is a predicted model, not a curated record.